AUGUUCCUAAAGGUGCAAGUGCUGUUCGUCUGGGUCGUCCUUCAAGCCUACGCCCUAGACCAUCACCAGCCGAACCUGGCUGGAUACACGGGUGUAGGCUUUGCAGGCUAUGCUACUCCGUCGGCGCCCUACGGAAGAUACGACGCCUAUGCCUCUCCACCUCAGCCAUAUAGCUUCGGUUACGACAAUGUGGACGAGUUCGGCAACCGGCAGUUCCGCAGCGAGCAAGGCGAUUCCAGCAACGCCAAGACCGGCUCCUAUGGUUAUCGAGACGCCAAUGGUCUCUACCGCCGGGUGAACUACGUGGCCGACGUGAACGGCUUCCGUGUCACCGUGGACACCAACGAGCCGGGCACCGCCCCUGGUGCCAGCGCCGACGCGGUCUUCAACGCUGCGCCAGUCGUCCCUCCGGUUCCUUCAGGAGCUGCACAGACUGGUAUACCUACAGCCUUUGCUGCUAGGGCGGCAUCGCCUUACAAUACUGGUGGCUACAGUGGAUAUGGCAGACACGGAUACGACCCCUACGCAGGCGCUGCUGGAGCCCAUGGUUACGCCCCUUACGGACGUCAGGGAUACGUUGCCAGCGGUCCAGCACUUGGAGGAUACGCUUACGGCGGCGGUGUUCCCUAUGGCUACGGGGCUGCCGGAUAUGCAGCGGGUUACGCUCCGGGGGUGCAAGUGCUGUUAGUCUGCCUCAUCGUUGAAGGCUACGGACUGCACCACCACCCGUCGAAUCAGGCUGUAUAUCCGGUGUCCAGCUUCAGCGACUACAAUACUGCCGCUGCUCCCUACCAAGGAUACAACGCCUACACCUAUCCACCUCACCCGCACAACUUUGGCUACGACAAACUGGACGAGUACGGCAAUCGACAGUUCUGCAGCGCGCAGAGCGGCUCCAAAAACACCAAGACCGGUUUGUACGGCUACCGCGACGAGAAUGGCCUCUACGGGCGUGUGAACUACAUCGCCGAUGAGUACGGCUUCCGGGCCACCAUGCACACCAACGAACCAGCUGCCACUCUUGAAGAGAGCGCCGACACGGUUUUCAACGUUGCACCAGUGGUCCAUCCGGUUCUUUCAGCAGCUGACCAGAUUGGUGCACCUACAGCUUAUACCGCUAUGGUGGCGGCACCUUACAACGCUGGUGGCUACAGUGCUUACGGCAAAUAUGGAUACAACUCCAACGCAGGCGCUGCUGGAGCCUACGCGUACGCUCCGUUCGGACGUGAGGGAAACACUGCUAGCAGUCCAGCCCUCGGUGGAUACGCUUACGGCGGCCAACCUCCCUACAGCUACAGUGCCGCCGCCUACGGUGCGAGCAACCGCCCUGGUGUCCACGGCACACCUGCCGUUUACGGGAGCUGGUCUUCCAAUCAUCGUGGCUACCGGCGUCGAUAAUGCAUGUCUCUUAGGCCACGUGAGACAAGACAAAUGGCAGAUGUUGCCGUUGGAACUUUUGCACCGUGCUUGAUGUAGCAGAUUGUAACAGGGUAUAUAAAAAAUAAAGAUCUAGUUAAACAA
Dermacentor andersoni is the source of this 1521-nucleotide messenger RNA. RefSeq lists its product as uncharacterized. Gene Ontology annotation, molecular function: structural constituent of chitin-based larval cuticle. Lineage: Eukaryota; Metazoa; Arthropoda; Arachnida; Ixodida; Ixodidae. The record is from RefSeq and is a predicted model, not a curated record. Gene Ontology annotation, cellular component: chitin-based extracellular matrix.